Messenger RNA from Colletotrichum orchidophilum, 1326 nucleotides. RefSeq lists its product as uncharacterized. The transcript is spliced from 2 exons. The coding region runs from base 1 to 1326 and encodes 441 amino acids. The record is from RefSeq and is a predicted model, not a curated record. Gene Ontology annotation, cellular component: nucleus; Smc5-Smc6 complex. Gene Ontology annotation, biological process: DNA repair. Lineage: Eukaryota; Fungi; Ascomycota; Sordariomycetes; Glomerellales; Glomerellaceae.
AUGCCGGCGAGAGUUGGAGCCUCGUCCUCCUCCGAGUCGAGCGAAGAUGAUACGCCUCGUCCCGCGCGCAGCCAUCUCGCCGCAAGAGACAAAGGCAAAGGUCGCGAUGUAUCUAUUGGAAAGCGGAAGCGUACAGAUGCGGAAAAUGGGGGGCAUGCAUCCCGUCGCCGAGCCACGCGCUCCGUCGAAAGAGAAGAAGAAUACGACUCCGAUAUCUAUGACCCAGACCAACCGAUGGAAGAGCGUCGAGAGAUUCAACGCAAGCUGCGUGACCUUCAAAAGGGCAUCACCGACAAUAUGGAGGAGUACAUGCUGCCGGGCUCGACGGGUCUAAAAGAUACCUUGAUGAUGGCCCAGCGUGUCGCCAAAGGUGUCAAGCAGACGACGGAAGCAACAAUAGACUCUCGCCUGCUCGUCAGUGCCGUCGAUAUGUCAUAUCGGAAAACUGUCAGGUUGAUGCAGGGAAGUUCUACUGAGGGUAUUGAUGUGGAUGAGUUCGUCUCCAAGUGCUGCACCUAUAUGCGGCAAGCCGGUGGAAUCGCAGACGACGAGGCGCCAGAGCUAUCGGGUACACAAAGACGGAGGCGCCGCACCAAUGGGAACUCCAACGAUGACGAGGACGAAGGCAACGAUGAGGCAUUCAACUGGAGUCAUCUUGGACGGUUCGCAUCACUGCCAAAUGUUCGUCGGCCAGCCCUACCCGGUUUUCUUCUUGGGCCCUUGUCCGUUGAGAAGAAAAUCCGCAGGAUAUCGAAGCGUACCGCCCCUUUCAGACCCAAUAACCUUGAAGAGACAAGGCCUGAGGUGUUGAAUGUUGAAGACCUUGCCAAGAAGGAGAAUGAUCUCACCGCUAUUUGCGGUAAGAUUCUCAAGCAGCUGGACAAGGUGCAGACCAGCAUUCAGACGGAACUCUCCGAAAUAUUUGAGAACAAUAGCGACAUGGACGAGGCCGAACAAGUUCAACUUAUGCAGAAAUAUGGCCUUCGGGAUACAGGCGGUGUUGACCUCCUUCGUUUCGUUGUCAACCCCAAGUCCUUCGGCCAAACGGUCGAAAACAUGUUCUACGUCAGUUUCCUCAUUCGCGAUGGAAAAGUCGGCAUAGAGUUUGACAGCGACGAGUAUCCCUCUCUCAACCCCAUUAGCAACGGAGACACGAAUGAGGAUGGCACGGUCAAGCGUGAGACAGCGAAGCAGCAAGCAAUCUUUUCCAUGGACAUGCAGACAUGGCAAGAUAUCAUUGACACUUUUGGGAUCGAGGAGCCGAUGAUUACCCAUCGGAAAGAGGCAACAGCGCAAGGUCCUGGAGCCCGGGGAUGGUACAGCUAG